Molecule: messenger RNA, 3828 nt
Organism: Pyrgilauda ruficollis (rufous-necked snowfinch)
Lineage: Eukaryota; Metazoa; Chordata; Aves; Passeriformes; Passeridae
Gene: GGT7
Product: gamma-glutamyltransferase 7
Exons: 15
Coding region: 11-2527 (838 amino acids)
Biological process (GO): glutathione catabolic process
Cellular component (GO): plasma membrane
Molecular function (GO): glutathione gamma-glutamate hydrolase
Source: RefSeq, a predicted model, not a curated record
CUCUGGGGAAAUGUCACGGCAUCUCUUGCUGAUGGUGCCCCCUUGCCCCGUGACAAGGGUGACAUGUGAGCCCCCUGCUACGGGCUGGCUGUGGCAGCGACAUAAUGUGCAUGCACAUCCCCUGGAAAACUCUUCCAGCCUUCUGGAGGCGGACGGAGGAAUCUCGGAUCCAGCUCCCCGGAGGCUUGGCCCGGAACCCGCCUGGUGCGGUGUGGCCGGGGCUGAUCUCCCUGUGUGGGCCAGGGGCGAAGGGGACCUCGGGCCAUGGAGCAGCCCCGGCUGGAGCGAGGCCCGGGCCCUCCGUCCCGAGCCGCGCCCGACCCCGCCGGCCGGUGCUGGCUGCCGCGGCGGUACCCCGGACAAACCCGCCUGCCGGAGCGGCCCGGAGCGCCCCCAGCACCGGGGAGGAGCCGCCCCUGAGCCCGGCCCCUUCCGGCGGCUCCGCCCGGCCGGCGCGGGGCGGCUCCGUUUGACCGGGAGCGGUGGGCCCGGCCCGGCCCGGCCCGGGCGGCUGUGGGUCCCGGCUCGGCGUGACCCGGUUCGGGGUGAUCCGGCGAUGGCAGUGCCGGAGGCGGUGCCGGGCCGGCAGCGGGCCCUGGCCGCCGGCUCGCCCGUGGACUACAUGAGCAUCACCAGCUUUCCGCGGCUGCCCGAGGAGGAGCCGAGCGGCGCGGCCGAGAGCGGCCUCCGCGCCCGCAAGGAGGAGGACGCGUUCCUGGGCGAGCAGGACACGGACCCAGACUCCUUCCUGAAGUCUGCGCGUCUCCAGCGCCUGCCCUCGUCCUCCUCAGAGAUGGGAAGCCAGGAUGUGUCCCCUCUGCAGGAGACCAGCAAGGACCCCUUCUCAGGAGAUUGCAGCUGCCGGCAGGAUGGGCUGACCGUCAUCAUCACCGCCUGCCUGACCUUCGCCACAGGUGUCACUGUGGCCCUCAUCAUGCAGAUCUAUUUUGGGGACCCUCAGCUGUUCCACCGCGGCGCUGUGGUGACAGACGCCGCGCGCUGCACCGCGCUGGGCACCCACGUGCUGGCCAGGCACGGCUCCUCGGUGGACGCGGCCAUCGCCUCGGCCCUCUGCGCCGGCAUCGUCAACCCCCACACCUCGGGGCUGGGAGGGGGCGGGGUGAUGCUGGUCCACGACAUCCGCAAGAACAGGAGCUGGGUGAUCGACUUCCGUGAGGUGGCUCCCCUGGGCAUCCCACUGGAAGGGGACCUGCAGCAGGACACUAAGCCAGGUCUGCUCGUAGGGGUGCCAGGCAUGAUCCUAGGAAUGCACCAGGCACACCAGUUACAUGGCAGGCUCCCGUGGUCUGAGCUGCUGGGCCUCACAGCUGGUGUCGCCCAGAAUGGCUUUAAUGUCACACAUGACCUGGCCAAAGCCCUGAGUGAACUGAAGGACCUGAACUAUUCUGAGCGAUUCCAGGAGAUUUUCCUGCCGGAUGGGCAGCCCCUGCUGCCUGGGAUGUUUGUCCGGCGCCUGGACCUGGCAGCCGUGCUGCAGCUGCUGGGGGCAGAAGGGGUGUCAGCCUUCUACAGCGGGAACCUGACCCAGGAGAUGAUCUCUGAGGUCCACAACUACGGAGGAGUCUUGGUGGAGGAGGAUUUCAGCAAUUACAGUGUCACUGUGGAGGACCCCGUGCACACAAUCUAUCGAGGGCACCUUGUUUUCACCCCCCCACCUCCACAUGCAGGUCCUGCACUGAUCUCAGCACUGAACAUCCUCGAGGGCUUUAACAUCACAAGGCAAGGAUCCAGAGGGAACAUCUUGCACUGGAUGGUGGAGACACUAAAAAUAGCCCUGAGUCUGGCGAGCAACCUGGGAGACCCCUCUGGUGACAUGUCUGUCACUCACACAGCAGAAGGCAUGGUGAGUAAAUCAGAAGCCAAUUCCCUGCGCCAGCUGAUCAAUGACUCCCAGUCCUUCCCGCCCAUGCUUCACUCCCCCCUGGAGAGCGGGGCCGCUGCCAGCCAGGUCCUGGUCAUGGGCCCCGAUGACUUCAUUGUCGCCGUGGUGAGUUCUUUGAAUCGUCCCUUUGGCAGUGGCAUAGUAACACCCUCUGGAAUCCUCCUGAACAGCCAGAUGUUGGACUUCUGGCAAAAUAAAACAAUGAACCACUCCAUUCCCAGGCCGCAAAACCUCCUUCAGCCUGGGAAGCGGCCGCGGUCCUUCCUGCUGCCCACCAUCGUGAGGCCCUCCGAGGGGAUGUGUGGCACCUACCUGUGCCUGGGAGCCAGCAGCGGGGACAGAGCCCUGAGCGGCAUCGUCCAGGUUUUGGUAAAUGUUUUAACGUUUAACAAGAAUCUGAGUGAAAGUUUGUCACUUGGUCGACUUCACCCGCAGCUUCAGUCCAACACCUUGCAGGUUGACAGUGAGUUUCCUGAAGAAGAUAUUGAAUUUCUUGUGGCCAGGGGCCAUCAGGUGGAUAAAGUCCCAGUGGUGUCCCUGGUUCACGGGGCCAGGAGAACCAACAGUUUCAUCAUUGGCCUGAAGGACCCCAGGAGUGCAGAUGCUGCUGGAGCCAUCUUGUAGCAGCUGCCAUGUGCUGUGGCCAAGGCUGUCACACAACCCUGUGAUGUGCAUGUCCUGAAGUGGCCCCUUCUCCAGCCCUCAUACUGCUGGGAAGGUGCUCUGCACUCCCCACCCCGACAGCACCAGAGGAGUUGGCAGCAGCAACAUCCAGCUCUCUUUAUUUUCCAUCAUUUGGAUUGCAAGCAGCCCCAUCCUUGUUACAGGAGUGGCAGGAGCACUUUUCUUUUGGCAGUCUUGAUAAUCAAUCUUUCCAAAGCCCAGUUCUAGCCAGCAUCUUACUUUUAGGGAUCAGGAACAUGAGCAAGGAAAAAAACAGCUGCUGCCACUGAUAUUAUCAUUGAUGAUGAUUAUCCUCCUCUCCCUGUCUUUCCCAAGCUCCUUCUUUGCUUCCAGUGCAAGCCAGUAAUUAAUACAGCCUGAUGUAGUGUUUGUAGGUGCCUGCAGCUGGAAUACUGGGGAGUCCUCUAAUAUUCCAUAUGGGCCAGCUGAUUUUUGCCAGCGUGCAGCAUCCCAGGGAAGUUCCUGUGCCCACAUCACUACAUACCUUGAAUUUUGGCAGUAAAUAUUUUGAAUCCAAUUGCUGUGCAGACUCACUGGCAGUCUGAUUUUGUAACCAGAGCAAUGGUUUUCAACAGAUCUAACAACUUCUUCCUCUAACAAUUUGUGCGCCUCCCAGUAGUUUUCUUACAGAGGUUCAACCUCCUCACUGGUGAAUUUCUGAUUAAUGGUAGCAGGUUUAACUUUCUUAGACACUUUUUGGAGAUAUCUUAGCAGUACUCCACAGUGAAAAACCACAGAUCAUGGACUGAACACCACAUGGAGGGCAUUUGGGAGGGUUCAGAGCUCUCCUUCCACUGCGUUAUCUCAGUCUGUUCCAAAAGCCUGGGUCAUUCCUACCGAGAGGCUUGGAAAUUUCUGCUGACUGAAUUAAUGGCUGUACCUUAGCUCUGUGUUUUAGUCCUAGUGAAUCUGUUGGAAAAGCUGAGGGGAGUGAGAGAAAAAGUAGAAACCAAACCAAACACUACUGAUAAAUUUCUGUCCACAGCAUGUAGUGAAAAUAAAAGAAUGCUCUUGCAUUUUGUGUCUGAAAUUGAGAAGGGAAGAAUACCCCAGCUGACAUCUGCACCAGGUCAUUCAGCCCACAUUUGGACAUUUCAUGUUCUUUUUGCUGGCUAGUUAGAGACACUUGUCACUAAAAAAAUCCAGAGUUUGAUCAUUUCCUGCAGUCUAAAAUGUGAUGAUUUCCUUCAUGGUGCACAUGCACCCAUGGCCACUGUACAUAUUAUAUAUGUAUGUCUGUU